Molecule: messenger RNA, 2184 nt
Organism: Mercenaria mercenaria
Lineage: Eukaryota; Metazoa; Mollusca; Bivalvia; Venerida; Veneridae
Exons: 2
Coding region: 1-2184 (727 amino acids)
Molecular function (GO): catalytic activity
Source: RefSeq, a predicted model, not a curated record
AUGGAGAUCAAUAGGCUACCACAGGAGGAAGACCAUUCAGAAUGUUUGGCCCAGAAAUCCCUGGAUAAUACCACAUUGGUAACAAAUAACAUGUCAGACAAAAAUAAAAAUGAGGAUGUGUACAUAUAUAGUGAAAAAAGUGCAGAAAACUUUGAACAAAAUAACUUCCUACACAAACAAGGAUUUAAAUUUUUUCAUCUGAACAUCCACUACUUAUAUCCAAAAUUUGAUGAAUUAAAAAUUCUACUUCAUAAUCAUACAUAUUUCGAUAUCAUUGGACUAUGUGAAACAUUUUUGAACGACAGCUUCUGUGACAGUGAAUUUCAAAUAAGUGGAUACCAGAUGUUUCGUAAAGACAGAAAAACAAAUGGUGGUGGGAUUAUUGUCUUUGUGAAUCAAAACUUUAAAUGUGUACGUAGGUUUGAUUUAGAAUCUGAUAAAACUGAGGCGAUCUGGCUUGAAGUACAGAAAAACAAACAAAAGCCAUUCGUAUUUGGUUACAUCUAUAGACCUCCAUCUUCAAAUGUGGAAUGGAACUGUGAAUUAGAAUACACUAUUGAGAAAAUAUUUAAUGAAAACAAAGAAAUUAUUUUGACUGGAGAUUUUAACUAUAACUAUGAUCCUAUUACUAAAGCUACUAACAACAAUUCUUGGGAUAAUAUUACUAACAGUUUCAAUUUAAAACAACUUGUUGACAUGCCCACUAGAGUAACCUGCACAACUAAAACAAUAAUAGAUCAUCUAUAUACAAAUUUUUCUCAAAAUAUCUCUGAAAUUAAUGUUCCAGCCAUAUCAAUUAGUGACCAUUUUCCAGUGUGUUUCACAAGAAAGGUCUCCAGUACAGUUCCUAAAGGCCCUUUACAUCAUAUGAUUCAGUAUCGUAACAUGAAGCAUUUUGAUGAAUCAGUUUUUCUAGAAUCACUAGAACAACAGCCAUGGUCAAUUUUAGACAUAUAUGAGGACCCAAAUGAUGCUUUAGAUACCUUUAAUUCAUUGUUCAAUGAUGUAUUAAACAGACAUGCUCCAUUCAAACAAAAACGUGUAAAACAUGUACAUUUACCAGACUGGUACAAUCCAGAGAUUUUGCAAGCUACCAAAGAAAGAGACAAGGCAAAAAAGCUCAAUGACAGGGCACAAUAUAAAUUUUGGCGAAACAAAGUUAAAAGCCUCAUAUACAAUUCUAAAAAAAGAUACUAUUCUGAAACUAUAAAUGACAAUAAAAAACAUGCCAAAGAAUUGUGGAAAAAUCUGAAACAAUUAUCAGGUAAAGUCACCAAUCACCAAACCAACUACAUUCAGGAUGAGGAGGGGACUCAGAUCUCAGAUCCAAUUAAAACAGCAGAAGUAUUUAACAAUUAUUUCAUUGACAUUUUCAAAUCAGCCCCUCAAAAUUGUUCCUCCUUAUCAGAAAGUGAUAAAAUAAAAUUACAGGAGUUUAUUGCAAUCCAUACUAAACUAGAUUCUCCAUUUUCAAUACCAAAAGUCACAAGCACAUUCAUAGAAAAAGAGCUGCAAAAACUUGAUCUGAGUAAAUCAACUGGACUUGAUGGCAUAGGCCCAAAAUUUCUUAAAAUAAGUGCUCAGAUCAUAUCUAAACCUCUAGAAAAGAUAUUUAAUCUAAGUAUAUCAAAGGGUAUAUUUCCAGCAAUAUUUAAGAGGGCAAAGGUUACACCUAUGUAUAAAAAAGGGUCUAAAUGUGACAAAACAAACUAUAGACCAAUAUCAAUCUUACCAAUUCUAUCAAAAGUGUUAGAAAGACAUGUCAGUAACACUUUCAAAUCAUUUCUGGAAAAUAAUUCUCUUCUUCACCCAAAUCAGUCAGGGUUUCGAACAAGCUACUCGUGCGAAACUGCUCUAACUACUAUUAUUGACAACUGGAUAAAAGCAAUAAAUGAAGAAAAUCUUGUUGGAACUAUUUUUUUAGAUCUUACUAAAGCAUUUGAUCUUAUCAAUCACAAGUUACUCAUUGAAAAACUGAAAUUAUAUAAUGUUGAUGAAAAUGCAAUUACUUGGUUCUGGUCAUAUCUCACAAAUCGCUCACAGCAAGUUCAUGUGUCUGGAAAAUAUUCCAGUGCUCAAGAUAUACUGUCUGAAAAAGGUUAUGAAGAGGAAUUUACACAGAUAUUGCCAAACAGUUACCUAUACUACAAGGACCAUAUGAAAACAACUGUUUAUGCAGUCUAA